AUGACAGAGGACAAUUGUUUCGUUUAUGCUUGCAUUCAGGCUGGAGUAAAUGAAGAAACUAUUGACCACAUGAGAGAAGUCAUUCGUGUUAGAGACUUUCCUCAAAGUAAAGUACAAGAAAUUUCUGACGCAACAGGUAUAGCAUUUAAUGUUACCAUUGGUUACUUCAAUGACUCAAGACAUAAUGAAAUAAAGAGAUACAUACCAAAAGAAUGUAAAACUGUUCGAACUAUUGACUUACUUCUUGUUGAAGACCACUACAUGCUAAAUGAAAGACUUCCAAUGACAACAUAUUUCAUUCGCAACUAUAUAGAAAUCUUGAAGGAGUGUGGUGGAAUGAACAUUGAGAAACAGAUGAAGAUUUAUACAAAGAGAGAAGAUAAAUAUGUAGUUCGCAUGGAUAGAACUACACCGCUAUGGGAUGUUAUGAAAACAUUGUGGGAGUGCAAAUAUUUCGAACCUAUUUCUUAUGGAGAACUUUUCACAUAUACGACUGACUUAUAUAAACAGAACCUUGCACCAUUUAAAGAUUUGACAUAUACUCCAAAGUAUUGUGUACAACUGAAGAAGAAAGCCGAGUCAAAAGAAGUAAAUAAAAAUAAGUGCAAGUUCAUUCCUGAGCACGUUUUCUUUGCUGACUUUGAGUGUAGUACGGAUGGCUUUCAUAAAGCUUUUAACAUCUGUUACGACAGUGAAGAUGGUUCAGUGAGUCAAAGCAUUUGGGGUCAGAACUGUGCAACAGAAUUUUUGGAACGACUUCCUGACAAGAGUUUAAUAUAUUUCCAUAACCUCAGCUAUGAUAUAAACUUCAUCUUAAGACACAUGACAGAAGUGAAAGGAACUCCCAUCAUUAAAGGUUCACGAACAAUGCAAAUAACUGGCUUAUAUAAAGGAAGGGCAAUUAUUAUAAAAGACUCUUACAGUGUUAUAAAUAAGAAGCUUAAACUAUUUCCUGCUAUGUUUAACUUACAAACAGGACCGAAAGAAGUAUUUCCA
Molecule: messenger RNA, 996 nt
Organism: Trichomonas vaginalis G3
Lineage: Eukaryota; Parabasalia; Trichomonadida; Trichomonadidae
Product: organellar and viral DNA polymerase type B
Exons: 1
Biological process (GO): DNA replication
Molecular function (GO): DNA-directed DNA polymerase activity; nucleotide binding; DNA binding
Source: RefSeq, a predicted model, not a curated record